UUUUUUUUUUUUUUUGGAGGAGGAGGAGGGAGGUUGCUGCUGCUGGUGCCAGCGUUUCCUCCUGCUGGAAGAUGAUGAAUACAUGAGGAGAGAGGCUCUGAGCUUGCUUCUGUGCUGCGGGAGUGUCUCUCUCUCCCUCCCUCCCUCUGCCUGCUUCUGUGUGAGUGUGUGUUUGGCUCCCUGGCUGUGUGUGCGUGUACACUGUGUAUAUAUAUCUGAGCUGGGAGGUUAUUGCAAGCUUCUCUCAGCAGCGCUGCUCUGUACAGGAAGAAGGGCUCAGCUGCAGUGGUAGCAUCAACAGCAGCAUUAGCGGCACCAACUGCUAUUUUUGCCUUUCUUCCUUCCUUUCAUCUCCAUCUCCCUUUCCCCUCCCACCCCACACGUCUUUUGGGGGAUUGCUUUUGAUUUUUUUUUUUUAAUUUUUCUCUUCUACAAUCCUUCUUAUUUCAUACUUCGUGGCUUUUUUCUUCUUCUUCUUCCCCCCCCCCCUUCCUCUGAGAAGAAGGGACAGACACACAGAGAAAUAAGGGAAAGAAAAGUACCGAGACUGAUCCUGCUGCUGCAAACCCAAAGAUAGCAGGUGAAGAGGGGGUUUGUCUUCUACCCCAAGGUAAAGCCCUGCCCCCUUUACCUCCUCGACACCUCCUCGACACCUCCUCUGAGAAGGAGAAGGAGAGAGAGAGAGAAAGGGCCAAAGUGGAGAAAAGCAGGUCUUCUGCGGCUGGCAUUUGGAGUACAGGGAGCCAGGAAGUGAAGGAUGGUUGUGGUUACCCGAGCUGGCUGCAGGGCAGCUCUCUUCCUCUGGAUUUUCAGCAGCAUUAGCUGCAGAGCCAGGACUGCUCUGCCUGCAUCUCAAAAGUGCGAUGAACCUCUGGUCUCAGCAUUACCCCAUUCCUCCUUCAGCAGUUCAUCAUCUAUGACAAGCAGCUAUGUGCCGGGUUACGCCAAGUUAAACAAGAGAGGAGGUGCGGGAGGUUGGUCUCCAUCAGACAGUGAUCAUUACCAAUGGCUGCAGGUGGAUUUUGGGAACCGGAAGCAGAUCAGUGCUAUUGCAACUCAAGGCAGGUACAGCAGUUCUGACUGGGUCACUCAAUAUCGGAUGCUCUAUAGUGAUACAGGGAGAAACUGGAAACCCUACCACCAAGAUGGAAAUAUCUGGGCAUUUCCUGGCAAUACAAACUCUGACAGUGUGGUCCGGCACGAUUUACAACAUCCCGUUAUUGCUCGCUAUGUAAGGAUAGUUCCUUUGGACUGGAGUGGAGAGGGCCAAAUUGGGUUAAGAAUUGAAGUCUAUGGCUGCUCCUAUUGGGCCGAUGUUAUCAAUUUUGAUGGCCACGUAGUGUUACCAUACAGAUUCAGGAACAAGAAAAUGAAAACACUGAAAGAUGUCAUCUCUCUGAAAUUUAAGACCUCUGAAAGCGAAGGUGUAAUCUUCCAUGGAGAAGGACAGCAAGGAGACUAUAUCACCUUGGAACUGAAGAAAGCCAAACUUGUUCUAAAUUUAAAUUUAGGCAGCAACCAGCUUGGAUCCAUUUAUGGUCACACAUCUGUGAUGACAGGCAGCCUCUUGGAUGAUCACCACUGGCACUCCAUCGUCAUAGAGCGCCACGGGAGAAACAUCAAUCUCACCCUGGACAGACACAUGCAGCACUUCAGAACCAAUGGAGAAUUUGAUUACCUGGACCUGGAUUAUGAGAUAACCUUUGGAGGCAUGCCUUUUUCUGGGAAGCCAAGUUCUAACAGUAGGAAAAAUUUCAAAGGCUGCAUGGAGAGCAUCAACUACAAUGGCAAUAAUAUAACUGACCUUGCCAAGAGGAAGAAAUUGGAACCUUCAAAUGUGGGAAAUUUAAGUUUUUCUUGUGUGGAGCCACAUACAGUGCCUGUCUUUUUCAAUGCCACCAGUUACCUUGAGGUUCCUGGUCGUCCAAGCCAGGAUCUGUUUUCGGUCAGUUUCCUUUUCCGAACCUGGAAUCCAAAUGGACUUCUUGUCUUCAGCAACUUUGCAGAUGACCUGGGAAAUGUUGAAAUUGACAUAAAUGAAGGCAAAGUUAGUGUCCACAUCAAUGUCACCCAAGUGAAGAAGAACCGGAUUGACAUCUCGUCGGGCUCUGGUCUCAAUGAUGGGCAGUGGCAUGAAGUUCGAUUCCUAGCUAAGGAAAAUUUUGCUAUCCUCACCAUUGAUGGAGAUGAAGCUUCAGCUGUUCGAACAAACAGUCCUCUACAAGUUAAGACUGGUGAUAAACAUUUCUUCGGAGGGUUUCCUGUACAGAUGAAUGACUCGGAUCACGCGCUACUUCAGCAUUCUUUUCAAGGAUGCAUGCAGUUUAUUCAUGUGGAUGAUCAGCUGGUGGAUUUGCACGCAGUGGAGCAAGGCCAGCUGGGAAGCUUUGCUAAUGUCACCAUUGACAUGUGUGCCAUUAUUGACAGGUGUGUGCCCAAUCACUGUGAACAUGGUGGAAAAUGCACCCAGACGUGGGACAGCUUCAAGUGCACUUGUGAUGGAACUGGAUACAGUGGCGCCACUUGUCAUAACUCUAUUCAUGAACUCUCUUGUGAAGCAUACAAGCACUUGGGCAAAACUUCAAAUUACUACUGGAUAGAUCCAGAUGGUAGUGGGGCACUGGGACCUUUGAAAGUUUACUGCAACAUGACAGAGGAUAAAGUAUGGACAACUGUGUACCAUGAUCUGCAAAUGCAGACUUCUGUGGGAGGCAACAGCCUGGAGAAGUUAUCUGUACUGCAGCUCAACUACAGUGCAACAAUGGACCAGAUUUCUGCCAUUACCAGUAGUGCUGAAUACUGUGAGCAGUUUAUCUCCUACUCUUGCAAGAUGUCCCGGCUGCUGAAUACACCAGAAGGGAAUCCAUAUACCUGGUGGGUUGGAAAAGCCAAUGAGAAGCACUACUAUUGGGGCGGAUCAGGACCUGGCAUUCAGAAAUGUGCUUGCGGCAUCGAACGCAACUGUACUGAUCCCAAGUACUACUGCAACUGUGAUGCUGAUUAUAAGCAAUGGAGAAAAGACAUUGGAAUGUUGUCAUACAAAGAGCACCUACCAGUGAGUCAGGUAGUCGUCGGAGACAUUGACCGGCCUGGAUCUGAAGCCAAGGUGUCUGUGGGUCCCGUGCGCUGUCAAGGAGAUCGGAAUUACUGGAAUGCAGCUUCUUUCAUUACUUCAUCGUCUUACCUCCACUUCUCCACCUUCCAAGGGGAAACCAGUGCAGACAUCUCCUUCUAUUUCAAAACAUCAGCCUCAGAUGGGGUUUUUCUUGAGAAUCUGGGUAACACUGACUUCAUCAAACUGGAGCUGAAAUCUGCUACAGAGGUCUCCUUUUCAUUCGAUGUCGGAAAUGGGCCAGUGGAAAUUGUCGUUAGAUCUCCCAGCCAGCUCAAUGAUGACCAGUGGCAUCGGGUCAAUGCCGAGAGGAAUGUCAAACAAGCCAGUCUGCAGGUAGACCAGUUACCCCUGGAGGUGCAGAAAGCACCCACAGAAGGACACACGCGACUGGAAUUGUACAGCCAGCUCUAUGUUGGUGCUGCAGGAGGCCAGCGAGGAUUCCUAGGCUGCAUUCGUUCAUUAAGGAUGAACGGGGUGACACUGGACCUAGAAGAGAGAGCAAAAGUCACGCCAGGGGUGAAGCCUGGCUGCUCUGGCCACUGCACGAGCUAUGGGAUGUACUGCGCAAAUGGCGGUAAAUGUGUCGAGAAAUACAACGGCUACUCUUGUGACUGCUCCAAAACUGCCUACGAUGGACCAUUUUGCAUUAAAGAUGUUGGAGCAUUUUUUGAAGAAGGAAUGUGGCUUCGUUAUAACUUCCACUCCCCAGGAACUAGCAUGAAGGAUUUAGUUAGCCGAACACUUUUGAGUUCUACAGAUCCUGAGAUCACAGCACCUGACCUCAACUUGAAUAAAGAAGAGCUCAGCUUCAGCUUCAGUACCACCAAGUCCCCUUGUGUCUUAUUGUACAUCAGCUCCUAUACCCAGGACUUCAUGGCUGUGCUUGUGAAGCCAACUGGGAAUCUGCAGAUUCGGUACAGCCUCGGAGGCACCAAAGAGCCAUAUAACAUUGAUAUUGACCACAGAAACAUGGCUAAUGGACAGCCCCACACUGUCAACAUCACGCGGAAUGGACGGGACAUCGUACUGCAACUUGAUCACUAUCCUCCAACAAGUUACAGCCUGCCAGCCGCAUCUGACAUUCAGUUCAAUUCCCCAAAGGCACUAUUCCUAGGAAAAGUUAUAGAAAUUGGGAAGAUUGACCAAGAUAUAUAUAAAUACAACACCCCAGGAUUCACGGGCUGUCUAUCAAGAGUACAGUUCAACCAGAUUGCUCCACUCAAAGCAGCUCUGAGACCUACCAACGCCUCCUCUCACGUUCACAUCAAAGGAGAACUGGUGGAAUCCAACUGCGGGGCAUCUCCCCUCACCAUCCCACCAAUGUCAGCUGCUACUGACCCAUGGCACUUAGACUCAGCAAGUGCUGAUUUCCCAUACAACGGUCAAGCUAUAGGAGAUGGAGUUAACAGAAACUCUGCUAUUAUUGGAGGCGUCAUCGCAGUGGUGAUCUUCACCAUCCUCUGCACCUUGGUGUUCCUGAUCCGCUACAUGUUUCGCCACAAGGGAACCUAUCACACCAACGAAGCCAAAGGGGCAGAGUCAGCUGAGAGCGCCGAUGCUGCCAUCAUGAACAAUGACCCCAACUUCACGGAGACCAUAGACGAGAGCAAGAAGGAAUGGCUCAUCUAAGCCUAUGGGGAUGGGGCCUGGGGUGGGAUAUGAGCUGGGCCAGGGUGGGACUGGGAUGACUCUUGCAGUGGAGAGAGAACACUGUGUGUUGGACGCUUGAGCACACAUAGGGUAAAAAGAUCAGCACAACUGGUGAAGCAAGUGACAGGAAAAUACCACUGAGACUGGAGAAAAAAAAAUAAUAUCUCAAGCAUUUAAGAAAAAAUAUUUUUUAAUAUUUAUUUACAGCAACUUGCCCCUUCUGUAUCCAAACGACUACAACAAAGAGCAGUUUUGCAGCUUCAGCACUGGUUAAAAUUUUCAGUAAUACCUGUCUAUUUCUGUGUGUGUUUAGAGAUGUUCUGGGUACUUGUGACAAGAAACGGGACUGGUUUUUUAUAUUUUUUAAAAGCUGUUUAAAAUGUGGGUAGUUCUGUCCUGAGAGCAAGUGGCAGCCCUUUUUUUUCAGCAUUGUGUUCCUUCAUGGCUGGCCACUUUCCCACAUGCUGCCCUCAGUCCCAUACCUUGACCAUAACACCAUUCAUUUUAGUGGUGUUGAUCUGGGAGUUCAGGGCUGGGGGUGGAACUGGGUCAUGAGGACUAAUGCAAAUCUUACUCCCUAGUUUCUCAACAUGUCAUCAGCCCACGUCAGCCCUGGCACGAUCCACCUUCUUGAUCCAGGCACUUUGUGGAUUGCGUGCAAUUCUCAUCAACAAUGUAAAAAUACUGUUAUUACAACUACUGUUACUACUAGAGAGGACGACCAUAAAGCACAGGAAGUUUUAGGGUUUUUUUUUUAUUAUUACUUUUUUGGUCUCUGAGGGAGGAUGAUGCUGUGUGAGUCUGUAGACCUAAUCUGUUCCUGUGUCUUUGGCUGUGGCACUGGUGACCUGAGGGAUGUGCCAGUUAAACUCGGCUCUGCCAGUGGCAUUUUGGCAUAUGCUGUACAUUGUAGUAGGGAAUUAGAACCAGACUUCGCUUCUGUUUCUUCUUAAUAGACUGUCAUAGAAUUAUUAGUGUAGGUCUAGUCAAUGCAUUUGAACACACAGGCUUCACGUCAUACUUUUUUCCCAACUCAAGAGUAGCAAUUUAUUCCUUAAAUCCCUUGUUUCAGUCCCUUUGCAAGGAAAGCCUCUGCUGCAGUGUUUGCACAGCCAGGAAGGUGAGGCAAAGGAGACUUGGAAACUCUGUCCCCAGAGCACAUAAGAAAUACUCAGCACACAGGGAAGACUUAUUUUUCAACACAGAGAUUUACCUGAACUAUUUUACUGUCUUUGUAAGGCAUUUUUAAGACUAGCAAUGCCAAGUGCAGCAUUGCAUCCCGUUUUCCCUCUCAGACCACAGAAGUUGCAGGUGUUGCCUGAGCAGUAGGCAGGCAGCUAGUAGGAAAGGCAAAGGGGCAGCCUGAAGACCUAGUAUCCUUUGGUGGCAAUAACAAAGCUUUAGCUUGCCCUCUGUAGAGGAGAGUGGUUCUCCUGUAGUCUGAAGGAAUGUAAGGCCUUAAUGGGCAGGUUUUGCAGUGGAACAGAAUGAAGGAAUGAAUACACUGCAGGACAACUGCCAUGUGUUAAAGGAACAGAAAUAAUACCAAGAAUUUCCCCUUAAAAGUUUUUAUGCUUGUGACAGUCCUAGAUUUGCUUUAGCUUUAAUAUGGCUGGGUUUAGUAUGCACAGAUUUAACCCAUUUUUCUGUACAAGAAGGAUUUAUUUUUCACCUAAAUGUGCAAUCUACUACACUUUCAUUAUUCUAGUUGAUGCUUCAAAACAAAAAAAAAAAAAAAAAAGAGAAAAAAAUUACAUAGGGGGAAGAAAAUAUUGGAGUCUUACCAGACAAGAAAUUGACAAGCACAAUUUGGCAGACAGACAAGGCCAAAUAGUUUGGGUUUUAAGGCUGGUAGACUAAAGUCCUCUUCUGGAUUCACUCAACAUAGAUAUGAGCCAAUCAAACUCAUUAAUUUCUUCCAUUUAUGAAUUUGGAAUUAGCAUACAAAGAAGUUGCCAGUUUCAAAAGAAACUACUGUUUCUCAGGUAACAUGUGGCAGAGAGGUUCAGGUAGGCAUAAAAAUUACCUCUGUCACUCUUGUGCUCUGCAGUGUUUUGCCUUGCCUCCAGUAUUAACCUCUCCCUCUUUUGUCUGUAAUCAAGCAGGUGAGUCCUUAUUCUUGUUUAAUCAUGGGUGUAAGAUAAGUCUUCACUCCUUGGAGAAUAUCAGCAGGGCAUGAAUCUACCUUGCACCACUAUUCAGCAAACUACGUAGCAAUCACGUGUCUUUGUAGAAUUGAAAAGGCAUUAUCUUUUCUAUAUUGCUUUAUAUUUAAUUUGAUUUUAGUGGUAUUUUAGUCCACUCUGUAAAACAUCCUUGCCUGCAACUUCAAGUUACCAAGAGAAGUGAAUAGAGUUUGCAUAGAUUGGGAUUUGGUUUGAAGUUUCCUUUUUUGACAUGUGAAAUUCAUUAGUGCUGUGUUUAAAUGUUGAUAAUCUUCACUCUUGUCUUAUUUUCGUGAUGCAGUCACUUUCAUGACUCUAGAAGCUUUUAAUUAUUAGAAUUCUUGUUUCUUCUUAAACUGGACCUUAGACAUGAUAUUAUCCAUUAGCAGCUGGUCUCUGUAUAGGCAUUUGGUGACUUUAGGUGAAUUUCUGCCUGUCUGCUUUGUAUUUCUUUUCUGAGAAUGGCAUGUGUUUAAUUAUAGGCAGACAUUCCGCAGCCUGGCAGUGAAGCAGGAGCAGGCUCAGAGAAGUAGCCUGUGUAUUUUGCUAGCACUAUAUCUAUUCUGAGGAUUUCUUCCUCUGCAAGCCUAUCACUAAAGGCUGAAAAAACAUCCACAGUUUAUUUCACCCACUCUUACUUGUGCCAAAAAUCCAUGUUGUUUAACAGGUGCUACCCUUACACCUGUAGUGGGAAAAUCUGUUGGAGGGGAGAGUGGGUCCUGCUUUUAUAAAACUCUGUACUUUCCCCAAAGAAUAUUAAAAUAAUCGGUCUUUUAUUACCAAUUUUUUAGCUGUUUCACCUAUUUGAACUGUGCAGAAAAAUGUAGCUUCUCGUACUUGUUUGGGAACCGAAGUGUCCCAGUUGUGUUUCUAAAAUGUUCACUGCUGAUUCCACAGGAAACGGUGACAAAACUGCUGCCAGCAGUGGAGAGAGCAAGAUUGGGCUGGAGAUUAGGGCUCUCAGUGUUAGUGAAAUAAUGUAAGCAAUAUUUUGGAUUCUCAUUCGCAGCACAUGCAGACCACAAGGUAAUGAGACAUGGAGCUGGAACAGUGGAGAACUUAUUUUCAUGUCAACCCAGCCUCAAGGGAAAUCUGCAAUACAGUCUGGUGGUUUUGAAUCAAGCCUUUCGCACACUACUUAUUCCAUAUUUACUGAUAGAAAAUUCAGAUGUAUUAAAUAGGCAUAUGUAUCUUAAAUUGGUACUGUAGCAUUUCUGCUUUGUAUUUUUUGUGUCUUAAAUGAUAUCUGUACCUUUUAUAUCUCUUCCAGCAGUUACCACUUCAAAGGUAUGGCAGCAUUUUAAUAUCAUGCUCUAGGUAGCAUGAUAAAUGUGAAAGAAUAGUCAUCAUAAAUAAUUUAGUAAGACUGCUGAAGCAGUGGUGUAUACAUAUAAGUUUAUUGUACCGAUAAAAAUUCAGUAUAAUUAAAACAGUGUCCUUUAACGACAGGUGCAUGUAAUUUCCAGGAUAUCUGUUGAAAUGUGAAGCUAUCCCAGUUUGACAAGCAAUAGCUUUUAAUAUGGUUUCUCCCAUGAAUGAUUUUACAUUCCAUCAAGCAUGGUCAUCCUGAAAGGGUGUCAUUUUUUAAAAGCGGAAUCUAAAUUACAUUAAUCAGAUGUCAUUUUCCAUCCUAGAGAAAUUAAAGAAACCUUGCCUUCUAAAAGCAAGAGCAUGUAAAUUAGAAUGAAAGAAGGACAACGUGUUUGUAUGCAUUAUAUCUUCCGUGAAUGUCUUUCCUUUUAACUAAAGUUCUAUUAGAAACCAGAUUAAUAAAUAAUGAAGGGGGGGCGAACAACAUUUUAAAUUGUUUUAAUCACCUAACAGCUGUUUCCUCAUGCUUUGUAUAUUCUGGUCAUUGUCUGAACUUUUUCCUUCUCUAGUACCAGGAAAUCAAUUUGGAAAGGACAGAAGUUGAAAAGGCCUCUUGAAAAAAGGCCCACAGUACAUGAAAAAAGGGACUUCAGAAUGCAGUUAUACAUAAGAAGAGAGGGUGCUAAAACUAGGGAAGAUUUAUUGAAGUAAUAUGUUCCACAUGUUAUGGAGUGUACAUCUGUACUUGUUGAGGUGGGCUGAGGGUCUGAGAGCAGGGUUUGGAUGGAAAUUAAAUGACUGCCUUUCUGCAUUUAUCCAUUUCUGAUCACUUUGCAGAUAGCAGCAAGCAGUCUGCUAUCUGUUCUGGUCACGUUUGUUAUUGCAGAUUCUGUGGCAUUGCCAGCUUCACAAGGGUUACAUACCACAAGUGACUGAGUGUGGGUUGUUUGCCUUCCUUUCCUACCUUAACUCUGUCCUUUCCUUUAUGAAUGAAAGCCUUUUAUUGAAAUCAACAAGAAAAAUGUAUGCCCGGCUCAACAGACUUGUGUCUGUUCCUUUUAAUAAACUACCUUAUCAGGCUUU
This is a messenger RNA of Neopelma chrysocephalum (saffron-crested tyrant-manakin), 9324 nucleotides long. RefSeq names its product contactin associated protein like 2 (gene CNTNAP2). Lineage: Eukaryota; Metazoa; Chordata; Aves; Passeriformes; Pipridae. The record is from RefSeq and is a predicted model, not a curated record. The coding region runs from base 758 to 4744 and encodes 1328 amino acids. The transcript is spliced from 24 exons.